Molecule: messenger RNA, 2217 nt
Organism: Catharus ustulatus (Swainson's thrush)
Lineage: Eukaryota; Metazoa; Chordata; Aves; Passeriformes; Turdidae
Gene: PLPBP
Product: pyridoxal phosphate binding protein
Exons: 8
Coding region: 8-829 (273 amino acids)
Cellular component (GO): intracellular anatomical structure
Molecular function (GO): pyridoxal phosphate binding
Source: RefSeq, a predicted model, not a curated record
GGGGGGGAUGUGGAGAGCGGGCAUGGCCGCCGGGGACGGGCUGGGCCCGGCGCUGCGCGCCGUCACCGAGCUGGUGCAGCAAGCGGCGGCGCGGCGGCCGCAGGGGCUCCCGGCCGUGCAGCCGCGGCUCGUGGCCGUCAGCAAGACCAAGCCAGCGGAGAUGGUGAUGGAGGCCUACAGCCAUGGACAGCGCAGCUUUGGGGAGAACUACGUUCAGGAGCUGCUGGAAAAGGCAUCAGACUCCAGAAUUCUGUCAUCUUGUCCAGACAUCAAGUGGCAUUUUAUUGGCCACCUGCAGAAGAACAAUGUCAACAAGCUGAUUGCUGUCCCAAACCUGUUCAUGUUGGAAACAGUGGAUUCUGUGAAACUGGCAGACAGAGUCAACAGCUCAUGGCAGAAGAAAGGCUCACCCCAGAAGCUGAAGGUCAUGGUGCAAGUUAACACCAGCGGGGAGGACAGCAAGCACGGGCUCUCCCCUGGGGACACCACGGCUGCCGUGGAGCACGUCAUCAACAAGUGCCCCAGCCUGGAGUUCGUGGGGCUCAUGACCAUCGGCAGUGUCGGGCAUGACCUCAGCAAGGGGCCCAAUCCUGACUUCCAGAUGCUGCUGUCCCUGCGGCAGGAGGUGUGUGAGAAGCUGAACCUGCCCGUGGACAAGGUGGAGCUGAGCAUGGGCAUGUCCACAGACUUCCAGCACGCAAUUGAGGUUGGAUCUACAAACGUCAGGAUUGGGAGCACUAUUUUUGGAGAGCGGGAUUAUUCCAACAAAGCCAAGGCCCCUGCUGGGAGUGGAGGCCAGACAGAGGCUGUGACAGUGCAGGGGCACUAAAGGGAAAACUCGUGGCCUCACCAGAGGAGAGACCUCACUAUGCAUUUUACCUCCCUCCGUGUCGGCACCCUGAUGGUGAGAGGGAAUUCCUCGGAACAGAGGCAGAAAUGCCUCAACCAUUGUGAUUAUAGAGUACCCCUAGAAACUGGAAAUCUUUAUAACCAACAAGUGAUGACAAGGAAAUUGAGGCUUGGAAGUGGCUGUGGUGUCUUGGUUCCUCAGGGUCACCAAGGACAGAGACUUUGGGGUAACUGGCUUGGACAAACAAGUGUUUGUCAGGCUGGAGUUGCUGCUGAGCAAGGGGGGUGUCACUGCAGCAGUGCUGGUGCUUGUUUCCACUGAGGACUAAAUAUUGAAAACGUUAUGACCUUGGCAGAAUCCUGUAAAUGUGUCCCCAAACACAAGUUCUGCACGUGGGGUGUUAGGAGCUGGGCUGGGGCCGUGCUGUGACACAGGAGAGGCCAUGGCCAUGGCAGAGGGUGAGUGACAGGCACAGGGGACUGUCAGGAGCUCAGCUGCCACUGGGAGUUCAUGGGCUGAUGUUUUGGCUGCACAUCACUAGUGUGGGAGUUUUUUCAGCUCAAUUUGUCCUUUCCAAGCUGACACUAACUUUCCCCAUGGCUCCAUGGCUGCCCAGAUCUGGAAUGCUUUCCCCCUUCCCUUCCUUUCCCCUCCUCUGUUGUUGGGAAUUAUUUUCAUCCUGCCCAGUAGUUCUGCUGUUUUUUGGUCAGAAUGGGGGUUUUCUGCCAGGCCUCUGCUCUGCCACCAGCUUACUGCUGCUUUCCAAGGUGAGUCCCUCCUGGCUUGGUGCCUGUGCCAUUCCCUUUCCACCUGUGUGAGGAUAACAGUGCUUGGCUCGGGGCAGCAGGGAGCUUUCCUUGGGAAAAGGCUUCAGAAAAUGAAAUAUUAUUGUCCCACUGCAUCCUGGGUUCCUGAAAAAAAUCAUUUGGCCACUGAGAGAGCUUUUGGCUGUGUCUUAACAUCUUUUCCUGCUCUUGGAAGAGGGAAAUGGGACUGUCACUGCAGUAACUUUCCUUCAGGUGUGAGCAGAAGCUCCCGUGUUGUCCUGUGUUGCAGCAAAUUUUUGGGCUUUUGUGUCUGCUAAGAGGAGGAGAGCUCGGCUGCCAGCAGGAACAUCCUCCCCAGGCUUUGCUCUGUGUGCUGUGGUUCAAUCCCAAUGUUGGUUUCACUCUAAAAGCUGAAUGUAAAUGAAAAGAGUCAACUCCACCACCAACCUGUUGUAGCUCCGUGGUUUAGAAGCGCCGUGGGGUCGGAGCCGCCCUCCCCACGCUGCUCCAUGUGUGGUUCAUAGUCUAGUAAUAAACAGUGCUGAGUUCAAUGCCAUCUGUGCCAACUCAAAAGCUAUUAAAGAUGUUAUUUUUAUGUUC